Verticillium alfalfae VaMs.102 is the source of this 1476-nucleotide messenger RNA. Its product is annotated as mitochondrial fusion and transport protein Ugo1. The record is from RefSeq and is a predicted model, not a curated record. The coding region runs from base 1 to 1476 and encodes 491 amino acids. Lineage: Eukaryota; Fungi; Ascomycota; Sordariomycetes; Glomerellales; Plectosphaerellaceae. The transcript is spliced from 2 exons.
AUGGCUUCACAUCGAGAAGGGGUUAACCCCUUGCGCCCUUACUACAAACCACCGACAAUAGGCGAGGUUCAUGAUCCGACACCUGCACCUGCGAAUCCCUUCUCCAGCAAUGCGCCAUCGGGUGAUCGUUACGCGUCCAAGGCGCGUGACAUGUUCAACGACAUGGACUACAAGGACUACAUCGGCGACCCGUCACCCUCUGCUGUCCAGACGGUCAAGGAAAUUAUUGACGAGCUGUUAUGGAAAUACACAUCGGUUCUGAUGGCCCAACCUUUCGAGGUCGCCAAAACCGUACUUCAGGUCAGGAGCAACGACGACAUUGUUCUCAACGGUGCCACCCCGGUUUCGACGCCCCUUGCCACCAGGAGGAUAUCCAACUAUGGAGACGAGGAAUUGUUGCAAGACGACCACGCAUCCGACUCGGAUCCCGACGAGCCCGCCUACUUCACGUCGAAUGUCCAGGAAACGCCUACACCCGCCCACCGAGGCCGACGGAACCGUCAGGACUCUUCGUCGCUCCCGUCGCCACGGCCGUCAUUCAAGGGCUCUGCGGCAGCUACGCAGCUCAACAUUCGUCUGCCCGAUUCUGUGACCGAGGUCAUCGGCCAGCUGUGGCAGAAGGAGGGUGCUUGGGGCGUAUGGAAAGGCUCCAAUGCUACCUUUCUCUACACGGUUCUUUCCUCGCUGUUAGAGAACUGGUCUAGGAGUGCUCUGAGCGCGCUGUUCAAUGUUCCCGAUCUCGGCGUCAAAGACGAUAUCGAGAGGAUGAUCGACAUUGCAUCGCCUUAUCCCUGGGCCUCGCUCGGUGUGGCGGCGGCAGCGGCCGUGGCGACGGGCUUGAUGCUCGCGCCGCUGGAUUUGGUCCGCACGCGGCUUCUCCUGACCCCGAUAUCGAGAGGUUCAAGGCGGACCCUGUCCACUCUCCGCGCUCUCCCGUCCUACCUCUGCGCUCCUGUGCUUGUGCUCCCUACCAUCUUCCACUCACUCAUCCACCCUCUCCUGACGCUGUCGACUCCUCUUGUGCUUCGCACUCGCUUCAUGAUUGAUAGUCAGGUCUCUCCGACGACAUUUUCCAUCGCCAAGUUUUGUGCUUCCUCGGCGGCGCUGUUCGCCAAGCUCCCCCUUGAGACUGUCCUCCGCCGCGGCCAGGUGGCCAUCUUGUCGAGCGCGCCGUACAUGCGGGCGCUGGAACCCCGGGAGGUCAAGCUCGAGACAGUUGUGCCGGCGGGCCGGUAUGCUGGUGUGACGGGAACGAUGCUGCACAUCAUGCAUGAGGAAGGCUCCCGCGCUGUGGCCAACAAGCCGACAACCGCUAGAACCGGCAAGGCGAAGAACAAGGCCAGAGUCGCAGAGACGGUCUACCACAAGGGCCAGGGCGCCGAGGGCCUCUGGCGCGGAUGGAAAGUCAGCUGGUGGGGGCUCGUCGGGCUCUGGGCGGCCGGUGUCAUCGGCAACAGCGCUGAAGGUGAAUUCUGA